AAAGUGUUUGAUAACCACAAGUGUGCUUGUGCAUGUGCUUUAAUAAUUUCAAGUUAUUAGAGAAUAAUUUCACACAAUCGUGCAUCAUAUUUGGAUUAUUCUGGUACCGACUGUGCUCUACAAGCGUCAGGCGAACGGAUUUCAAUGCACGUUCGUGAGUAGUUGAGAGGAAUUCACACUUUGCGGUUGCAACUUCAUCUCAACUUCGAACAUUUCAAUUUCAUGUCAGAAUCGUCUGUAGGCUUUAGAAGCAGUGCAGAAAUCAAUCUCAGAUCUGGAUGCUACAAACCCAGUGACUGGCUAAAUAAUUCAAAAUGUUUGCUGCUGUGAGUUCUCUACUUGGAAUGGAUCGGAGUGAGUCUCCUGCGAAGCCAUUGAAAGAUGAGGCUGUCCAACCUGCAGAUGCAGCUUGCAAUAUAGAAGCAGCUUCAAGUGCGUGUCCUGGUACAAAUCUCCCAGAAUCCCCUAUUCCGCUUAGAACAGAGGGCACACAACAGGAUUCAGAUAACAAAUCAACUGAACUCAGUGACAAUGAGAAUGUUGGAAAGUCAAGUGAUGAAGAUAUGGAGACUGCAGAUGAGCUGUCUCCAGAGAAACCUCCCAAGAAACAACACCAUAUUACAAGCACUGAACAGGCCACAUUUAACAAUGGAACAACAGCUGCCCCAAUUAAUGAUAAAAACCCAAAUGAAAACAUUGAUCCAUUAGCUUCUAAUACUGAAGACAUUGAUAUGGUUGAUACAGCAAAGGAUAUCGAGGUGCCAAAUCCACUGCCAAAUAGUCCUAAAGCUGCAAAUCCUGGUAACACUGGGACUGAAGAGAUGGAGCCUAGUAGUCAUCCCGAGGCCGCCUUAGGGGUUGAGCUUGAUCCAGGUUCAAGUUCCCCUAAGCCUACAACAGGAGCUGAAGCUGGUGAUGGCCUUACUGAUGCUAUGAUUAAAGAGGAGGAAAAGAUGCACCAGAAAACUGUUGAAGAGGAAACAAAAUUGAAGGAAGAACAUAGCAAGGCAUUUGCCAAUCUAGAUGAGGAGACAAGAGACAUGAAGUACCAGCAGCUACAAUUCCUCCUGCAGAAGAGCAACAUGUACACAGUGUACUUGUCAGAAAGGAUGAAGAGGCAGCAGGCUGAGCAGGAGAAGAAGAUGCAGAGAUUGAUGAAGAGGAGAGAGUUAAAGAAGAAGAAAGAUGAAGAGAAGAGGCUGAAGGAGGAACAAGAACAGAAAGCCAAAGAGGAGGCUGAGAAAAGCAAAUCAAAUGAACCAUCCCAACCAGGGGCAGUUUCUCCAGGCAAAGCUACAACUCCCUUGACUUCCCCAAGGUCUACACGAUCUAGCAGGUCUCUGCAAUCUCCAGGCAGCAGCAGUGUAGGAUCCACUGGCAGUGUGGGUAGAAGGCUAACCAGGGGGAAAGAUAAGACAGGACAAACGGACAGUCAAGAAAGCCAAGCCUCCACACCUGGUAGGAGAGGGAGGAAAAGGAAAGCUGAAAGUAUAAUAGAGAAAACUGAGGAAUCUAAGAAGGUGAAGGUAGAUGAAAGUCAGACCAAAGACUCUAUCCCAGAAGGGGAAGAAAAACUUAAAACAGAAGGUGCUAAAGAACAGGUAAAGCCUGCAACAGAGAUCUCUGACACAGACAAACCCAAACCUGAUGAUACAAACCCAAAUGCAAAGAAAACAAAUGAAGAUGAACUUAAGUCCAAUGUGGUAGAAGCAGAUGAUUCUAAAUCUGACAGUGACAAAGCAAAAGUUGAGAACAAUGACAAAUGGAAUGAAGAAGUUGCUGAUGAAGAAGAAGUUGAUGAUGAUCUAGAUGAUGUGGAAAUGUAUCAGACAACUGCUGAGCUUGUGGCUGAGCUAGAAAAAGUGCCUGAGUUAGCAUGUGAAGGCAAAGAGAUCAAAGGAGAGAAAGUGUUGAAGGGGCAGCCACCUCUCUUCAAUGGUGGAUGUCUCAGGGAAUACCAGAUAGAAGGAAUGAACUGGCUCCAGACACUCUAUGAGAAUGGAGUGAAUGGUAUACUGGCUGAUGAGAUGGGCCUUGGCAAAACAAUCCAGUGCAUAGCAACAAUAGCUAGUCUAACUGCUCGCAGAGUGGAGGGACCUUACCUGGUUGUUGCCCCAUUGUCUACCCUACCUAACUGGCUUUCAGAGUGCAAGAGAUUUGCACCUAAGUUGCCCGUGAUACUCUAUCAUGGAGACAAAAACUCACGUACAAGGCUUCGCAAGAAAAUUAACCGACGUGUCAAGAUUGGCUACGCUGGUCUGGAAACCUGUCCAAUUAUAUUGACAUCCUAUGAGGUCGCUAUGAAAGAUCAGAAAAACAUUGCACAUUUCCCAUGGAAAUAUCUCAUCGUAGAUGAAGGACACAGGAUCAAAAACUUUGAGUGCAAGCUGAUACAGAAUCUCAAGAUGUAUCGCUCUACCCAUAGACUACUGCUGACUGGGACUCCCCUACAGAACAACCUCUCUGAACUAUGGUCCCUCCUGAAUUUCCUUCUACCAGAGAUAUUUGAUGACCUGGGAAGCUUCCAGGCCUGGUUCUGUGACUUGGAAUACCUUCAGAGCUCUGAGGCAGCCAAAGAGAUAGUGGAGGAAGAAGAGAGGAAGAAUGUUCUAGCUAUGAUGCACCAGAUCCUGAAACCAUUCAUGUUGAGGAGACUUAAGACAGAUGUUUGUCUAGCGAUUCCUCCCAAGAAGGAAGUGAUUGUCUACGCCCCUCUAACAACACUACAGCAACAAUUCUACCGCACAACCAUCGACAGAACAAUCUUAAAUGUCAUUGAAAAUAAAAAUAAACCUGAAACCCCUGUUAAAGUGGAGCUGAACUCAAAGGGGCGACCAAUGCGUCAGAGUGCAAAGAAAACUGUAGACUAUGCUGCCAUGAUGCUUACUGAGAAGGAAAAGGAAGGAAAGGAUGAUGAUGACAUCGAACAGUGGGCUAAGGACAUGGCAGAAUCUAUUUCUAAAGGAAUCGAAGAAAACAAAAGUGGAAAAACAAAAAAUACAAAUGCAUUUUUGCGAAUUAAGCUACAGAACAUUAUGAUGCAGCUGAGAAAAGUCUGCAACCAUCCCUAUCUUCUAGAAUACCCCAUCAACCCAGAGACAAAUGACUUUCGCAUCGAUGAAGACCUCGUGAAAAAUUGUGGAAAGACUCUCCUGCUGGAUAAAAUGCUCCCUGUCUUAAAAAAGAAAGGUCACAAGGUGUUGAUAUUCUCCCAAAUGACCAUGAUGCUAGAUAUUCUUCAAGACUAUUGUUGGCUCAGGAAGUACAAGUGUCAGAGACUGGAUGGAGCAUGCAAUUUGGAGAGUAGACAGGAAUCUAUUGAGGAGUUCAACACAGACAAAGAAUCAUUUAUAUUUCUGCUGAGUACAAGGGCAGGGGGUCUAGGGAUCAACCUUACAGCUGCUGAUACUGUCAUUAUAUAUGACAGCGACUGGAAUCCCCAGUGCGAUCUACAGGCUCAGGAUAGGUGCCAUCGUCUGGGUCAGGAGAAGCCAGUAGUUGUCUACAGAGUGGUGACUGCCAAAACUAUAGACCAGCGGAUAGUGGAGAGAGCAGCUGCCAAGAGAAAACUAGAGAAAAUGGUCAUAUCUAAAGGCAAAUUCAGGUCUGGUUUACAAAACUUUGUACCAGAGCUUGACCCCCUGAAGCCAGAGGAGCUUCUGGAGACACUGAGGUCAGCAGACUUUGAGUCAUCAUUUGCUGGGAGAGAAGGUAACGUGAUCAGCAACCGUGACCUUGAAAGGUUAUUAGAUCGCAGUGACCUAUGGGAGCAGUGGCAAGAGAAGUUGAAGGACAAGUUGAAACCUGGUGAAAAAACAAAACUGCAGACGAAGCCAAAAUCUCGGAGAAGCAAAUCCAAGCACCAAGAUGUGGAGGGUGUAUUCAAAACUAUAGACACAGAUAUGGGCCAGUGGUCAGAGACAUCUAUUAUCAAAAGCUCUGAUGAAGGCAGUAGCUAGAGCAUGACCUUGUUUAUUGUAGCUGGAGUCUACAAUCCUAUGUUAUGAACAACAGAUUCGGUGUUUUUAAAUUGCAUUCAAAUAAAUAGAUAAUUGGGGACUAAAUGUUUGAUGCAGAACUAAUUAGAAGUGUUUAAUGAACAUUUUCAUCACUAUAAUACUACAUUUGUAUAGUUUAAUGAGCAGUAGUAUAGCCAUGACAACUACAGCCAAUAGAGACCUUUUAACAAAAAUAUUGUAUUUCACAAAUCUUGAAAUGGAAAUGUCUUUCUUAUUGCAUAAUGAAUAGGACAAUUUACAAUAUAUUUGGGAAAUGGUCCCUGACCUGUUCAACUUUUCCCAUCAAGGCCAAAGAAAUAGAAGUCAAAUAAGACCUUUGAUGAUUGUUUGAUUUAAAAUUAGAUCUAGUGAUAGGGCAUCUUUCAUAACUUAAUAAAGAAAUCCUAAGACAUAAUAAUCCAAUAAAAGUAAAUUUGAAAAUAUUAUAUAUAAUAUGCUUAUAAGCCUACUUAAUUUUACUUUAAAUCUCAGGAAUAUAAUUUGCAGAUCACUAAGACAGUCCAGACAUUGAUUGAGCCAAAAGUGUAUUAUUAUAUAUUUUUUAUAUACAGUAGUCAGUAGUUACUUUAUUUUUAUAUUUCUAUAGCCUAUAGACAUGAUAGAUAGAACUGUAUGUAUUUGCUUAUUUUAAAACAAAAUACAUUUUUUGGUGAAGAGAAGACCAUUUGUACUUGCGUCUCAUGGAUCUUACUAAAAUAUUGCAGAAUUUUUGUUAUUUUGUGACAAAAAGUUCAUGAUUCAUAUUUGUUUUAAAUUUCAAGAUAUGAGCACCAAAGAUCAAAAGAAAUUGAAGAUGUUAUAAUAUUGUUGCAUUCUGUCAGAGUUUAAAAGUUGUAGCCAUACUGAAUGUGAUAUACUGUAUCAAUUCAAAUAUAAGACACCUUAGUUGUACCAUAUUUGUAAUCUGUAAGGUUAUAUAUGUUGAA
Owenia fusiformis is the source of this 4945-nucleotide messenger RNA. NCBI's taxonomy places the organism in Eukaryota, Metazoa, Annelida, Polychaeta, Sabellida, Oweniidae. The record is from the annotation of a GenBank genome assembly.